This is a messenger RNA of Petromyzon marinus (sea lamprey), 6969 nucleotides long. RefSeq lists its product as uncharacterized. Gene Ontology annotation, cellular component: nucleus. The record is from RefSeq and is a predicted model, not a curated record. Gene Ontology annotation, molecular function: sequence-specific DNA binding; DNA-binding transcription factor activity, RNA polymerase II-specific. Lineage: Eukaryota; Metazoa; Chordata; Hyperoartia; Petromyzontiformes; Petromyzontidae. Gene Ontology annotation, biological process: regulation of transcription by RNA polymerase II.
AAUUGACGUCACGUCACGAGCAUCCUGCGCACUCGGUGCGAAUGAUGUCACGUCGCCCCCGCAUCACCGGGACCCCGCGCGGAGUGUGUGACGUCACGUUAACCGCACCACCCAACGCGAUUUUUUUUGACGUCAUCGCUGCGAGGUCCGACGCCGCGGGAACAGAGGUGACGAGCAAGGGAAAAUGAUUGAAGAAGAAGGAGAGGAAGUGAAGAGGAUCUGCUGCCCCGUCUGCAACUGGGUGGUGGUCAGCCUGCCCGCCCUGGAGGACCACAUGAAGAGGCACGCGGGCCGCACCGAGCCCGUCGUGUACCGGUGCCCCCACUGCCCGUACAGCACGGACAAUCUCAACGUCCUGAUCGGCCACCAGGCGACGCACGACGCGGGGGAGUCCCGCAAGUGCGCCGAGUGCGGCAAGGUGUUCGUCGACGCGGAGGUCUUCCGCGAGCACCGGGCGAUGCACGACGAGGAGAAGCCGCACAAGUGCGCCGCGUGCGGAGAGGCGUUCGCCCAGCCGGAGAGCCUUCUCGCGCACCAGAGGUGUCACGCGCGGGAGGCCCACUACCAGUGCACCGAUUGCGGGAUGGAGUUCACCCGUUCGGAUUGCCUCCGCAGCCACCAGAGGACCCACACGGGGGAGAAGCCCUACCGGUGCGACGAGUGCGGCGUGACGUUCGCGUGGUCGGCGAGCCUCCUGUCGCACAAGAGGAUCCACACGGGGGAGAAGCUCUACCACUGCACCGUCUGCGGCAUGGAGUUUUCCCGCUCGGACUACCUGCGCAGCCACCAGCGGACGCACACGGGCGAGAAGCCGUACAAGUGCGCCGAGUGCGGCGACGCGUUCUCGCAGUCGGGCGCCCUCCUCGCGCACAAGAGGAUCCACACGGGCGAGAAGCCGUACGCGUGCACCGAGUGCGGCAAGGCGUUCGCGCGCUCGGGAGCCCUCCUCACGCACACGAGGACCCACAUGGAGGAGAAGCCGUACAAGUGCACCGUGUGCGAAAAGUCGUUCACCCGCUCGCAGUACCUUCGGAACCACCAGAGGACGCACACGGGCGAGAGGCCGUACGUGUGCUCCGUGUGCGGCAAGGAUUUCAAAGAGCCGGUGACCCUGCGCAAGCACCACAGGAUCCACACGGGCGAGAAGCCGUACGCGUGCGCCGUGUGCGGGGACGCGUUCGCAUGGGCGGGAGCCCUCCGCACGCACAAGAUGGUGCACACGGGCGAGAAGCCCUACGUGUGCGCCGUGUGCGGCAAGGCGUUCCAGCGGUCGGGAGCCCUCAAUACGCACAGGAGGAGCCACGCGAAGGACAAGCCAUGAAAGUGAAGCACGCGUGUGGACGUACGCCCAGGUCACGGUGCUUGUCAAGUACCCGAUGGGAUCCAGACGGGGUUCCGUUACGCUGAAACGGAAAUCUUACUUGCAAAAUUGAACCCAAUAAAACGUGCGCUCUUCUGAAUGCGGGGACGCGUUCUCAACUCGCGUUCACCCGCCAAGAUAUAUGUUAAUCGCGGAUUACAAAAACAUUUUUUUUGCCAGAGAGGGUGAACUGAAGAAGAAGGCAAUUUGAGGACAAGAGUGAAAAAGCCGAGGGGAAUACUGAGAUGUCAAAAAGAGAGACAUCUCGGGGGGUGAAGAGGAGGAUGAGCAAAAGAUGAACCGCAGACCUCCGUACAAAGAGCACGGUCGGCGAUGAGAGCGCUCCACGCUCACUGAAGCCGUAGCAGGUGUGGGUGAGCCGGGUGCCAGGGUGGCGAGAUUUUAACUACCUCGCCUGGUGUACAGGAGGUCGUGGGUUCGAUCCCAACCCUAACGCCUGCUGUAUAUUUGGAGUUUGCGUGUUUUCCCCGUGGUUCCGUGGAUUUCCCCCCCCCCCCCCCCCAUUGAGAACGACACGUUUAGGAGUCUUUGGCUGCCGCUGUAAAUUUACACCUGAUGAGCCACUUCGUUGGGCUGUCAUUUGUGGUCAGGUCGCUUCUAAAAGACAGCGGUACAGCUCAGUGGGCCUUACCUGGUAAAAUAAAAAAAAACUUUUAGUUUUUUUGUUGAAUGGAUGUUAGGCAAACCAGGCGUGAGGUCGCUCCUUGAACAGGAUGGGGAGAAUUGACCCGACGGUCGAGGCCAGACCCCGGGGCCGUGCCGCUUGGUACUCUGUGGGGUUGAGUUUUGCUGGUCCCGGAACUUCAUUCCUCGCCCCAUGCAGGGCCAUCCCCCAUUAUUCACAGCUCCCCAUCUUCAUCAGCGCAUCAUCACACGGCACUUUCAGAUGCGCUUCUGCGGCCGUCUGGAACGUUUCUUCCUUCUGAUAUUAGGAAGCCACUGGAGCUAUGUACUUUAAAUCAUCUCGAUUGGAGCACUAAUUUCUUUAGAACUGCUUUUUGUCUUUAGUUUGUUGCCCUUCCCUCGCACGGUCGGCUACGCACGGUACGAAAGAAGUUCAACAUACAGGACAUACCUCAUCAUCAUCAUCGUGAAAUAUCGCCCUUCCUUUUAACCUCAACUCACACGGUUAACCAGUUCCGUGACGUCCUGUAAGGUGUAAAGCAUGCGCCGAUACUUGGCGCUGGCAUCGCGACCUAUGUGACCGCGGAUUGCAACGCAGAUCUCUACCGUCGCAGGAUGCCCAUGAAAAAUAGAGCCUGGCAGCUUAUUUGGCUCUCGCUGCUGAAAUAAAUCAAAUCCAUCGAUCGCUCCGGUGGUUUCCUACAGCGUUGGAAUACGUUGGCCACGUAAAGACCCAGAUUGUUCGGACGUUAGAACAAGGAGAUGUCUACAUGGUCAUUCACAACGAAGGAGGAGGCGGGAUCCACUGAUUUAGAUUCCGGCCACAGAAGCACCCGUCGUCGGAAUUGAAAAAAAACUGCCUGCAGUCAUCAAAGCACCAAAACGAUGAGACGGCACAACGUAGGAUCAAAAUCAUCAUCAUCAUCAUUCACUUUAAAAAAAACCCUAGGCCAAGGUUAUGGUUAAGAUUAUGGCCCAGUGGCCAACACAGCCUGCUGUAUGUGUCUGUGUGGGGAGCGGUGGCGCAACGGUGAGCCCUACGCUGCGCUGCGUAGCCCGGCGACCCAAAUUUGAUUCCUGCUCACGGCCAGCAGCAAUGACGAUGAUCUGAAACGGUCCUGGGACUUCCCCUAGGUCGACGACUCGGCCUCAAAAAAACAUUGGCACCCACCCCCUUGUGUGCCGUGCCAGGCCUUCAUAGGUGCUCGCUAACAGCACUUGCCCCAACAGUCUGUUAAGGCUAUAUUGGGGAUCUUUGUGUAGCAAGUAAGUAAUCCUGCGCAUUUUUUAUCGUGCACUCUUACGAGUCCAGUCCGUCAUGAACGUGCACUAAUUGGACGUAGGAACGACGCCGUUUUAAGUCUCUUGCAAAAACGUACUCCGGCUCAGGGAUGGAUCUUGAACGUGAGCUGGUAACCCGUCCGGGGUCUCGGGGCCGGAGAUCCCGAAACUGCGCUGGUCGCAUCGGUGCACCACGAGGUUCACGAGCGGCGGGUACAGUGGAUCGCCGUGGGCUGCGGAUCCUGGACGGCAUCCAUUUUGGUCUGUUGAGACCCUCACUGUGCCGAUCGCCAAGAGAAGGACGGAGCGGAUUUACACAAGCUCUUGUAGACGGGCGGGCACAGUUCGUACGCGGUCCUAUGUUAUACAGGUAGGCAGUGUAGCUCUUUGUCCCAUCGAAGUCGUAAUCGAAUCAUAUGUUCCGCUUCCGAACUAUCACACGAGCUGACCUGAGCAGACAGAGGUGCGCUUGUGCUUGGCACAUCCGAAGAUUCCGUUGUGGUCGUCCGCGCGACCGACGACAAAACGCGUGGAUGAGCAUGCCGGCUGCCUCGCUGGUCGGCGCACAUAACAGGCGGCGGUGCAGUUGACGAAACCGACAGAAGCACCGUCCGGCGAAGCGCCUGAUGUGAGCGGCUGUUUGUCAACUCGCUGUCGACAAGAAUGCCGAGGCACUGUUGCCUUGUCCGGCACUGGAAUGUCCCGGUGAUUUUACGUGGAUGGUCUUACAAUUUACUCUUCUUGCGAGCUGACGGCGGGUCCCGAGUGUGAUGAAUUCGUUUUUUGUUCCCGUUCAACUUCGGACGGUUUGACGUCAGCACACGAUAUGAAGCGCGUAACGUGAGAGACACGCAAAUUGAUUUCUGAGUGGAAGGAGAACUGUACAUCAUCGGCACAUGGAAUGCAUGCCGAUAUGACGAUGGGCGAUGCCGUUGACGGUCACCGGUGUAGAGUUUAAAGAACACCGGGCCAAGUACCCUGCAUGUCACUGGUGACCUUCUCGACUGGUUGCCAGCAAUUCCUCGAAGACUUAUCAUCUAAGAUGCUGCGAUCGACCGUCUCGAACGCAGGAGGCGGAGCAGCGUGACUUCGCCACGGUCAGCUGCCAUAAACGCAUCGCGCCGACUGCAGGCUUGGGAUGAGGCGGCUUUGUUCAAGAAAAGCCACGCGCCGACGACGCACCUCCGCCAGUCGUCUUCGACUUGAGUGUCUGUUCCCAGGAGAUUCGCCACAGAGCUGCACUGCGUACUCGGCUGAGCAGAGCGCUCCGGGAUUCUGCGGCUCCUUUGCGAUGGACUCAGUGCCCAUUCCAUACUUUUGAUGAACAUGCAAACAAACACGCUCUGAUAAUGUUUGUUUUUCACCGCAAGCCCUGUGCGCGGUUAAUGUAGUACUUGAUUCCUCGCAAAAGGUAUCUAUUUGGUGUUUGAACAUCUUAACACACCUCCCAUUUUAUUGCCCGAAAGGGGAAAACCUCUUCUUAUUUUUUCAUACUUUGAUACUGGCAAAAAAGGUCCCAUGAUAUGGUGCCCAUUCGGCUUCAUGCUGCAGCCCACACCUGCCUGUCCUGAAGAAAAGUCGGUCCAACGGAGCCGUCGCUCGAGCAUCGACGAAGUCGGCGGCACUGAACGUCGUGCCAGGCCGUGAGUCGCUGGGCAUCGGGCGGAAAUUUUACUCACGAGUGCAAAUUAAUCGGCCAGGUACUGGAGAGUCCUCUGGUACAGAUGGAAAAAAAAACCCGUUUGCGCUAUCUGGCUCAUGAGCACCGAAGAACUUGGGUUUUGAUGCUUGCAGCCAGGAAUUCUUCCUUAUCUCAGAAUCAGAAUCUUAAUUUCGACUGGGGGAAUUUGAUGAGCUUAUGAAGCUCUUUUUCACACAUGUCCAGUAGGGGCGGGAUAGAAAGUUACAGCAAUAAACACAAAACAAAAAUACGAUAGGAGUGCAAAGUAUAUGAAAGGCAAGCAAGUAAAAAAAGACACGCAUUUCUGGCCGAAUUGCAAAAGUAUAUCAAUUCUUCAAGAAUAAAUAAUGCAAGCUUGGGCAGGGCAGCAAAACAACAACAGCAGUCCCGGACCAGAGCAAUACAACACACGGUAGUCCCUCAAUGAAAUGUGCACAUACAAUUUGAACUAUCGAUACUACACGUAAGGAUAUCGAGCCCUCCUUAGCUGCUAACCCUGUCGCUGCAUCGGAGUUAGCGGUUGGUGAGGAAAUGAAAGGUGCCAGCGAAAUACACUGUGGUCCGAGAUAAUAUUUGGUGGCUCAACAUUUUCUCCAGAGUCUGCUCCAACUUUCUAAUAAUAUUGGUAGGAGGCUGCUAGACUUCUGUGCAGCCCUUGUCGUGUAAUCGCCAAAAAAUACCAUGCUGUCAUCGGCAUAUCCACACAACAUUGCAAUGUAGUCGAGCCGAUGCACGCUGGGUCCAAGAAAAGAACAUCUGCUGGACUAUAUAGUGAUGGAACAGCGGAUGCGGGCCCAUGUCCUUGACACCAGGAACUACCAUAGAGCUGAUCUGCCCACUGACAAUCGGUUUGUGAUGUAAGAUCCGCCUGCCAUUCUUCCACUGCAGUGGUAGGUGGCCAUCUAGAACCCCUUUCAAACCCACAGUGGCCUGGUCUCGGCUAGCUGAUGGUAUUUGCAAGUAGCAAUUCCAUGCAAUCCAGACCUCACCAGAGACCUUGGCUGAGGUGCUCCAGCUGGCUAAGAGAAAGUGACAGGGUCUUUCCUACCAUCUACAACAUCUCACGUCGGAGAUGAGGAGGCUUACCGCAGUCUUUGCUUGUAGGUUCGAAGAGCCGUGCAGCACUGCAAGGAUGAGUGGUGGUUUUCAGUUUCAUUUAUUAGGUAUAACCCUGUGAGCCAUGCGGCUCUUGACUCGGGUGCAACCGCAACAAACAAAAACAGGUUGCUGAGGAGAAAGAAUCUGCCUCGGUAGCCCGCGAUCACAACUCACUCUUUAAUUCAACCAAAAAAGGUACUUGCAGCGCCACACCUGUCAUCAUGCUUAAGGGGAAGAGCGGUGAUCUGAUCUCCAACCCCCAGGAACAGGUCUGCAAGUUUGCAGAUAAUUUCUGAGGUCUCGGGGGGAGGGGAAAUCCCUCGGCCUAGACAUGACGGGGCAAGGUGGUGACGACCCUACUGGGGGCUGCGGUGCCUCAAAUAUUGGCAGGUCCCGUGACUGGCUGGCGUAGGUGCCAUCUGUUGGGGAAAGUACGAGGGGCUAUCCAGAGUCUGAGAUUAAUAGUAUUGAUAGCAUAACUAAUCUCUUAAUCGUUAAUAUUAUCAACAAUUUUGCCUUAGCCACAGACCGGCUGAAGCACAUUGAGCGAUGUCGCCAUGGUGUUCAUGUUGCACAAGUAAUUAACGGAGGCCAUGUUGCAUGGGAGUUGUCUUCCUGGCAGCCGAUUGACUGCUGCAGAUAAGGAUUGAUGAUGUCAUCCCUGGUAGCCACUGCCUCAUCUGUAAGUGUGCAAUCUGACUAGGGCUCGUGCAUAUCGAAUAAUAAAUAUGGUUAUGCUUGUGAAAUUUUGGAGCCUACUAUGAUCGCGAUAAAGUCAGAAUUUCAUGAGCGAUUCCUGUACCCAGUGCCCAUGGUCCCAGAACUGCCUCCUGGCUCUUGCCUGGCCAUCGUUCUACACUCUGGAGAAGAAUCUCCUAGGCCCUAUCCCGGUUCCAUCUGUGGC